Molecule: messenger RNA, 1799 nt
Organism: Erythranthe guttata (spotted monkey flower)
Lineage: Eukaryota; Viridiplantae; Streptophyta; Magnoliopsida; Lamiales; Phrymaceae
Product: Regulator of Vps4 activity in the MVB pathway protein
Biological process (GO): protein transport
Source: RefSeq, a predicted model, not a curated record
UUGUGAAUGUGAAAAGGAAAUUAAUUUUGUUCAAAUGACAAAAAGUGGUUAGUCAAAAUAAUUUGAUCUCGAAACAUCCUUACAUGCUAAGAAACCUGUCUUGCUAACAAAGUCAUAACUCGUAAUAACUCGAACGGGUCCACCCAUUCAACUCGCUUGUGGUGGAGCAGGUGCAUAUAAACAUCGAUCUUCAUAAAUUCAUCUCUCACGAAAACAAAUCAGAAAAUCGGAGACUUUUAGCUCAGAGUUAUUUUUUCACCAUGUCGGUGCUCGAUUCAAUCUUCAAACAGCGCUUCAACGCUGCCAAAUGUAAAACUUUGCUAAAACUCACAAUCCCGCGGAUUAAGUUGCUGCGGAAUCGAAGAGAGAUGCAGCUAAGGCAGAUGCGUAGAGAAAUUGCCAAGCUACUUGAAACUGGUCAAGAAGCCACUGCUCGAAUUCGGGUAGAGCAUAUCAUACGAGAAGAGAAGAUGAUGGCUGCACAAGAAAUAGUUGAGCUCUUUUGCGAACUCGUUGUUGUCCGCCUUCCGAUCAUUGAAAUACAAAGGGAAUGCCCUCUCGACUUAAAGGAGGCAAUUUCCAGUAUAUGCUUUGCGGCACCAAGGUGUGCCGAUCUGCCAGAGUUGAUACAGGCACAAAUGCUGUUUGCUGGUAAAUACAGUAAAGAAUUCGUCAUCGCUGCGACUGAGCUUAUGCCUGAAUCUGGUGUCAAUCGCCAGUUGAUCGAGCUUUUAUCCAUUCGAGCCCCUGCACCUGAUGUAAAACUUAAGCUACUAAAGGAAAUUGCUUUAGAGCAUGAACUCGAGUGGGACCCGACUGCUACAGAAAGUGAAUUGUUGAAGCCACAUGAAGACUUACUCAAUGGGCCAUCUCAAUUUGUUAGUGGUUCGAAUCUGGAUGAGCCGACAUUCUCUACAUCAGAACGUGGUGGCACUCAUGAUGAAAAAGACAACAACACUGCUGCUUCUGAUGCAGAUUACGACAUCAUCGAUUUCCAAGAAAUCCCGAAGCAGCCGUUAUUGCAACAGUCAACAACAAAUAGAGGCACUGCUUCAGCACCAGAAAUGAUGCAUUUUCCUUCUUCUGCUCUAUCCGAAAUUGACGAUGAAGAAGAAGAAGAAGAACAAGAACCGAAGAAUUUCUCACACUUGGAGCCUGAAGAUAACUUGCAGGAGAAGAAACCAUUUCAUAAAGAAGAAGAGAAGCAGUUUGUGCCAUUCAUAUCCAGCCCAUCACUUCAUCCAGUGAAAGAGCAAAACCGACACCCCGCAGUCUUAAAGACCAGAAACGAAGACAUGGAUUUACAAGAUGUACUGGCUGCUGCUCAAGCAGCUGCUGACUCAGCAGAACGGGCCGCAGCGAGCGCCAGGGCAGCAGCGAGCCUUACCCAGCUUCGAAUCAGCGAGCUUGUCAAGAAAAGGAACGACGAUUUCGAUAAACAGAACUCGGUUAGUGAUUGUGACGGUGCUUCGACUUCUCCGAAGCACAACGGUACGCAUUACGAUCCACCAUUGGCUGUCGAACCCUCUUGCCCAGGCAACAACAAUUUACUUGGUCAGGGUGUAGACAAUCACCAACCUCCGAGAUCGCCUCCGAUUGAUGAUGAGUCGUAUUUUUCGUACCCAAACUUAUUCACGUCUUCUCAAGGCUCGAAUCUGGAUAAUCAUGCACAAUCUCCUACAGAUUCCAAGUGAGCAAGUAAAUGUACUCUUUUCUUAAAGUUUGGUUAUCGCUGUACACCUCUCUGUAUUUGUGUGUUCUUUGGUUUUGAGGUGAAUUUGAUUGAGUUUUCGGCUUUU